UCCUCUACCAUGGAUUGCUCCUCCUGGGACGGAUGGCUUGAUCUCGGGGUAGCAUGCGGGCUGGACUCACAGUUUGACGGCCUUGGAGCAGACAUCGGGGCGUCAGACAACUCAAACUUUGACCCUGCCCUGACGGAAGCAGCUAUCUUGUACACGACGCCCGUCGUCGAUGAGCAGCAUGAGCUCAAGCAGGCCGUAGACUUCUCCGAUGCUGGCAUCUUCUUGGCUGAUGAUGGUCUGCUACAUGACGACCCAGGGCAUGCUGUCGACUGGAGCCUCAUAGGCUCCCUCAGCGAGACUCGCGCAGUGGAAGUGCGCACAGUCCCUUCUCACGAGGAGAUCGAGGAGCGACUAGCCUACGAGCCUGCUCCCGGGGGAGGCGAUGCCGACAUGUAUGCGACCGAUCAGAUCGAGGCUACAGGCUUGCCGUCCGCGGUGCCUGCUGGAGGAUCGAGGCCAGCGACGGCGAGGAAGGGCCAGCAGCGUUGGAUGAGAACGACGAGGAUCAUCCAGGAGUACCGGAGGCAAGUCUUGCAUAACCACGAGCUGGAGGAGGUGCUGGAAGCGCAGCUCUCUCAAGACUUUACGGAAGGGCUGGACGGCCUGUACGAGACCGACGAGCCCACGGAGAGGAAGUUCGCUAAGAACACUCUACACAACAUGUUCCGGAGAGCUCAGUUGAUCCCGGAGAUAGAAGGGGCAUGGAGGGAGGCGUUCGAGGGAAGGCUGCGCUUCAUGUAUGAAGGAUGA
Guillardia theta CCMP2712 is the source of this 750-nucleotide messenger RNA. RefSeq lists its product as hypothetical. The record is from RefSeq and is a predicted model, not a curated record. The coding region runs from base 10 to 750 and encodes 246 amino acids. NCBI's taxonomy places the organism in Eukaryota, Cryptophyceae, Pyrenomonadales, Geminigeraceae. The transcript has 2 exons.